This is a messenger RNA of Penicillium daleae, 1443 nucleotides long. RefSeq lists its product as uncharacterized. The transcript is spliced from 3 exons. Lineage: Eukaryota; Fungi; Ascomycota; Eurotiomycetes; Eurotiales; Aspergillaceae. The record is from RefSeq and is a predicted model, not a curated record. The coding region runs from base 1 to 1443 and encodes 480 amino acids.
AUGCCUCUACAACCGGGCGAGGAGCGUCUCGUAACUGUCUUCGCCGACAUCCAUUACUAUUUCACUGCUCCCACUCCGAAGCCCCUUCACCACCGAUUUGAUAAAGGGUCUUAUCUAUACGUAUAUCACGAUGCGUCCCAGAAUAAGGCCCGGGUCGAGAUUGCCAACAACCCUGGAACGCCAGCCCAGGAUGCAUUUUACGGGGUCUUGAAUAACGCACAUAUACGACACUCGACCCGCUUCCCAACUCACUGCACUCUGACCGUGGAUGGAACCGCUGGGUCGGCCCAUCAGCAGGUCUCUCAGUAUGACUGGCGAUUACCAAAUGCAAACCCGCGCAGUGGCCACCAUGAGCUGCAUCGGUUACAUACACUUGAUAUAUAUUUCUGGACAUUGGAUGAUGCCAACGACUUCUUGGACACGGUCGGCCGUGUGCUGCCGGUCUCUCAGCUUGAGACUGAUCGGCCGAAUCCUCAACUAGACCAGCCUCUGAGCUCAGUCGUUCAGCAACUUGAGAACGUCGCUGUGUCCGACCCGGCCUACCAGAAUGGACAAACUCCCAACUCCCGAUCGAAUCCCCCUGCAGUGACAGCUCCAGCUACACAGGACCAUGAGCUUCCCCCUCCACCUCCGAGCGGACCAGCAGCCGACCAGCAAUCCGUCAAUUCUGGAUCUCAGGCCCCUGCGGAGGAAAAGCGAGAUUCAGCCAGCUUCGCGCCAUUGCCAUACAACCCAGCAGCUCCCGCAGCCCCAGAACCAAUCAAGCACCGCGAGAAGACUCCUCCUCCAGCAGAUGGCACCGAGGGAACUGGCCUCGCAGCCGCCCUAGCAGCCGACCAAGGUAUCCCAUAUACGCCUCCACAGCAAAUGGGCAGUAACCCGGGACUCAGCUCAUUUGCACCUCCACCAACUUAUGCCCAGGGCGUGCCUGCCACCGUGCCAACGGGUUAUGUCUCGCCGCCACCAAGCGCCGGGCUUGCCCACACAAACUCAUUCCCCCUUCAACCAAGCGUCCAGAGCCCUGGAGCCGUUCCCAGCUACUCGCAAUCUUUACACUCGGGUCAGUCCUGGCCGAGUACCCCUGGUCAGGCUGCAAUGACCUUUGCACCCCCACCACAAGAUCCAAAUGCACACCUCUACGCCCAGCAAGUAUACGGAACCCCUCAGUCUCCGCCCCAACAACCCGGACAGGAUGUUCCGAUUGGCGGGUACUCGAAUUAUUCUUAUGCGCAGGCGCAAGUGCAGCCGGCGGUCUCCUCUGAAUAUGAUAUCCACAGCCAGUUGUAUCGGCCGACGGAGGCGGAGGCCGGUGGGCAUGGACAAAAGUAUGCACAGAAGGCGAUGAAGGCUCCUGGACAACGGCCGAGGAAGUUAGAAGAUAAUGCGAUGAAGUUGGAGAGUGGGAUGAAUCGGUUCUUGAAGAAAUUGGAGAAGAAGCUGUGA